Molecule: messenger RNA, 1343 nt
Organism: Hemicordylus capensis (graceful crag lizard)
Lineage: Eukaryota; Metazoa; Chordata; Lepidosauria; Squamata; Cordylidae
Gene: RNF212
Product: ring finger protein 212
Exons: 12
Coding region: 411-1340 (309 amino acids)
Biological process (GO): reciprocal meiotic recombination; homologous chromosome pairing at meiosis; protein sumoylation
Cellular component (GO): synaptonemal complex
Molecular function (GO): SUMO transferase activity
Source: RefSeq, a predicted model, not a curated record
GUGGGGACUGAGAGGAGGCUGAAAGCGGGCGGGUGGCCUGUCCUUUGUCCCGUCUCCUCCUCCGCGGCAGCAGAGAAGCCAUUUCCGCCCUCGGGGCUUAGCCGGCCAGCGGCCCUUCCGUGGGAGUGGGCGGGGCGCACUUUUGGUUCUCGGGCGGGCGGCUCUUCGGGCGCUCGCUCCCCUCCACGCGGAGGAGGCUGCCUCUUUCUUGUGACGCUUUUCGGCGCUUGGGCCAGUCCGUUUCUUUUGCAUGGAGGCUCAGCCGCUGACGGCGGUAGCGUCUUUCAGGCCGAAGGAGCCCCGCGACACUGGACUCAUAAGCGCGCGCUUGACUGGCGAAUUGAAGGCAGAACCCGAAACAGCCAGCCCCAAUUUUGUCCCUGGGCAACCGCCACCUUGACUUUCUUGUGAUGGCUGCUGCUGCCCCGGUAUUUUGCAAUGCCUGCUUCCAGAAGCCUCAAAGAGCCGCCCCCAAGUUCAGCCUGACCAGUUGUGGCCAUGUUUUCUGUGAGCAAUGUCUCCAGAAAGGUAAAAAAGAUGAGUGUGUGAUUUGUAGAGCUCCUUGUCGUACAAUAGGACUUUCCAAAAAGAUGAAUUCAGAUAUCCAAUCAUUGUUUAUUGGAAUAGAUGGGUUAUGCAGAAAAUAUUCCAAAGAAGUCACACGAAUUGCACAAUUCCAGGAAAUACACAGAAGGCGCCUAUUAUCAUACUAUAGAGGAAAGAUUACAAAAUUGGAAGGAUAUCUUAAGAAAGCAACACAACAAAUGCAGCAUAUACAAUGGCAACAUUUGAGGUCUCUUCAGGAAACAACUCGACUUCCAGAUUCUAUUUCAGAAAAAACAUCAAUUUCUAUUCCUUCAGAAAAACAGAAUGGAUAUUCUUUUUAUUCACUUCAUUCCACACGUCCGUCAACAUCUGAAACAGUUCUAUCAAUGGAGGUAGAUCAUGUGCCACCGUCAGUGAGGAAAAGCGAAACCAUGGCUGGACCAACACGAUUAUCGUUGAUAAGUCCACCUCAGAAUGGACAUAUGGGUAAUGUUUCCUGCAGAAGUUCUCAAUUGUCUGGAAUGACUUUAUGUCCAAACAACACAUCAGGGUCUAUAAGGUCAUCACCAUUAAGAAUACCAAAUAAUGGGCUUUCUCAUAUGUCACCAGUUGGAUCAUCACAAAAUAGUAGAAUUCGCAUAUCAGAUACUUUUGGGCUGAGAACUACUCAGCAUCAUCGAUGCACACCACCAUCUUCACACUCAGUGACAAGACAUCCAAUCAGUCUUUCCAGUCUUCUACAAAGGCAACAUUUAGGGUCCACUAGUCUUACAGGACAGUCAAUAAAAAAAUAAAAA